UGCGCAAAUCGGAGGGGUGGCGGCUGUACUCGGCGAGCUGCCGAGAGUCACGCGUUACGCAACCUGGAGGUGUGGGAGGCUGCGGGAGGGGGUGUCGCCUGGAAAUAAAGCCUGCCGACCUGCAGUCGGUCCCCCUGGCAGCAGUGCGAUGUGCACCCCGAACACGGCAUCAUGAUGGAGAAUAUUCAGAGGAAAGAGUGUCUGCGAUCGCCGGAGAAAUUCAUAUGCAGAGAGCUGAAAUAAACAAUCAUUCGUGAUUUACAGACGAUUAGUUCUGUAGAUCGAAACUAUCGGGCGAAUGGAUAUUUUCGGUGUCUUACAUGAAACUUGAGACUUGACUUUUCCUAAUCGGUCACCUGACAGGCAUCAAGUAAAAGUCACUCUUUUAACUUUACAGUAGGAAGCGCAAACACGCUGGCGAAGAUUAAUAACGGGUUGCAAAGAAUGGAAAAUUUUCAAUAACAUCCAAAAUGAAAUAUGUGUUACUGAGUUUAUGUAACCGGUAAAUCAAUUUGUCACACACAUUUAAUACUUAAGCCAUAAACAUUAAGUCUCCUGAUCGCAUGUGAAACGAAUGGCAACAACUACCCACUAUAAGAAGCACUGCAUGGUGACUAUUUCAAAAUAAACACAAAUUGCUUUUACGAUGCCCGUGGUGUGCAUCAAGCGAGCCUUUUAUGAACAGCAAUGAAACUGGUUACAGACGACCGUUCAGACGAGGAUGAUCGUGCGUGGGAAAGAAGAGGCCGCCGAGAAUCCUAUUGGUCACCAUUGCGCUACAAAACGAUGUCGGCUUUCUCCGACGCAAGGAUGCGCUUAGAAACUGGAGGAGCAGCCGGCAAGUAGGAGGCAUCCUCACUGCAGGAUCACCAUCCACUUUCCAUGUAUCCGCCACAGCGGACUCCUCCCUGGACGCCGCAAGAAGUUAAUCUUACGAUCCGAAGAUGACGAUCGCUGGCCCAUCGAUGAUGGAGAAGGGCUUCUUAAAGUGUUAAUUCAACGCAAUGGGACAAUGGUAUAUUUGCAGAAAAGGAGGAUAUGAAAGCCACUUUGAGACUGUCAUAGCGCUGGCACUACAAUUUUUUCGCCUUAAAGAAAAGCAACAGACCUAAGAUUACUUAAGUGUUAAAAAAAGACAUACCAUUAGAGUCGAGGACAUCUGCUGAUAUUUACGAUCGCUUACUGGAUUCCAGUUUAAUUACAAUUUCCCCAUAUUUGAACUGACCGCCAAAGGCUAUAAAAACGCGUUAAGGGGAGAAUAAAGUUUUAUCUUCCUUACUUCGGGUGUUACAGCACAGGACAAUGCGAAAAUAUACAAUUCCUGAAGAUAUUUUCCCAAGAAACUGCAUCCGUCCGACAGGUCCUGAAAAGGUUUAUAACUUUUACACAUGGAUUCGCAGAGCUCUUCACAAGAAAACUGGGGGCGCACUUCUUCUGCGACCUAACCGACUUCUUAAAUCUGUCUUUUAUCUUCUCGUCUAAUUCAUGCAUAUUUACUUUUGAAGAAAAAAAAACUGGAAUUACAAGAAAAAUAAAUCAAAGAAAUAAAAUUGGCGUUUCACUUGCAUCGUGAUACAUACAUAUUUUUAUGGACACUGAGCUAGAGGAAUCUCGUUUGCUCUUAUGGGAAUUAAGCACUCUUCACGUUGCUUGCUCCUUAGGAGAAAAAUGGCGGAGUCCGAGAGCACGGAGCAGCCCCCGGUCAGCCAUGCGCCACCGUCAUCCCAGUCGUCUCAGCCUUCUACGAUGUCCAAGCCAGUGCUGCCCGUCCACCACCUGACCCGCCCUCCACAUAUGCCCCACACCGCCUCCUUGCCCAGCUGCCCGGGCCGGGGCAAGAUGGCUAAGUUCGUCAACCCCGAGGAGAUGACAUCGCGAGACUACUACUUUGACUCCUACGCCCACUUUGGAAUCCAUGAGGAGAUGCUGAAGGACGAGGUGCGGACGCUGACCUACAGAAACUCCAUGUACCACAACAAGCACGUCUUUAAGGACAAAAUCGUUCUGGAUGUGGGCAGCGGGACGGGGAUCCUAUCUAUGUUUGCAGCCAAAGCAGGAGCCAGGCAUGUAUAUGGGAUUGAAUGUUCAAGCAUAUCAGAAUACUCAGAGAAAAUCAUCAAAUCCAACCAUCUGGACAAUGUCAUCACCAUCUUCAAGGGCAAGGUGGAGGAGGUGGAGUUACCUGUGGAGAAGGUAGACAUCAUCAUCUCAGAGUGGAUGGGAUACUGCCUCUUUUAUGAGUCCAUGCUCAACACCGUCAUCUUCGCCAGGGACAAAUGGCUGAAACCUGGCGGGCUUAUAUUUCCAGACCGUGCUGCUCUCUAUGUGGUGGCCAUUGAGGACCGACAGUACAAGGACUUCAAGAUCCACUGGUGGGAGAAUGUGUAUGGCUUUGACAUGAGCUGCAUCCGUAACGUAGCCAUAAAGGAACCCUUGGUAGAUGUCGUGGACCCCAAACAGGUGGUGACGAACUCCUGCCUGAUAAAAGAAGUGGAUAUCUACACGGUUAAGGCUGACGACCUGUCCUUCACCUCGGCCUUUUGCCUCCAAAUCCAGCGUAAUGAUUACGUCCAUGCUCUGGUCACCUACUUCAACAUCGAGUUCACCAAAUGUCACAAGAAGACUGGCUUCUCCACAGCACCAGAUGCACCAUACACACACUGGAAGCAGACUGUCUUCUACUUGGAGGAGUACCUUACAGUGCGCCGUGGCGAGGAGAUCAUUGGCAGUAUUGCUGUGAAACCCAAUGAGAAGAAUGUGAGAGACCUGGACUUCACUUUUGAGCUGGACUUCAAGGGACAGCUGUGUGAGGCGGCAAUCUCCCACGACUACAAGAUGCGCUAAGUGUCUGCCAGUUAGGGGGCAGAUUGUGCCAAUCUGGCAAAGGCCCUGGUGGGCCAAGGGGCUCUAAUACAUGAAGGAUGAGUCAGAUGGGAGGAUGGGUAUGGCCCCUAUAAGGUUAUUGGCAAGGCUGGCAAUGAAAGUAGUAAUUUCACUCUUUACCCUCACAAGAGUCUUGAGAAUAACAGUUUAUAUAGCUCUAUUAUUAUUAUUAUUAUUAUUAUUAUUAUUAUCGUAACAGAGUAAAUUUUGAAGCCCAGGUGAGGAACAUAGGUCUUUCUGAACAACCAGGGGACCCCUGGUUGUUUUCUUGUAUCUGAUUAAAUGAAUAAUUUGAAGGAAUUAAAUUGUUUAAAAGUUAUUUGCCUAAUGAAUUCUAUACCUUCCUCCCUUCGCAAGUCCAUGCAAAAUACAACAACAGGCAGUGUAACAUUUAUCUCAAUUUUCUGAUAAAGCUGCGAUGAUUCACACAUUUUGUGUUGAUUGCUUAGAAUAUCAUGGUAACACUUUACUUGACGGAGCGCAAAAACUUAGUAAUAACCGAAGUACAAAUCAUGAACAAAUAUAGUUGCUACCUGAGUUUAAAAAAUGUGUCAUGUUUCGUUAAUGAUGAACGAACGAGAUUAGUAUAUCACUUGUGUUAUUCAGUACUUCAUUAGUUUUUAUCAGAAGUUCAUAAAGGUUUACACAAUUAACAGAUAUAGUGACAAAUAUAGUAACUGUAUCUUGGGAUGAAAGAAGUAUAAUUCAUUAAUGAUUAACAAAUAUAUGAUCAGUGUUUAACUUGUUAUUCGUGACUUGUUCCUUCAGUAGUUCACAAACGUUUACAGAAUUAACAGAUACAGUAAGAAAUAUAGUAACUGCUUGAGACAAAGCAUGUGUCACAAUUCAUUAAUGAUGAAUUACCAUGAGACCAGUAUGUAACUAAGACUUAGUUUGUGAUUAAUUAAUACAUGUGGUUAGCACCCAGGUUCGAGUCUCCGCCUGGGUUACGUGUGUGGCGUUUGCAUGUUCUCCCGAUGUCGUCGUGGGGUUUCCUCCUGGUUUCCCCCACAGUCCAAAGCCAUGUUGAGGCUAAUUAGAGUUGCUAAAUUGUGAGUGUGAGUGCAUGGUGUGUGCAUGUGCUCUGUGAUGGGCUGGUCCUCCAUCCUGGGUUGUUCCCUGCCUCGUGCCCAUAGCUUCUGGGAUAGGGUCCGGACCCCCUAUGACCCAGUAGGAUAAGCGGUUUGGAAAAUGGAUGGAUGGAUGGAUAGUAUAAUACCAUGUGAUUUGUACCCCGUCAAGUAAAAUGUCACCAAUAUAAGUUAGAGUCUGAAGCAAGUGGCCAUUUGCAUGGCCAUUCCUUUAAAUAUGAAUAUGACUGAAAAAUUUUGCCAGUUAUGGCCACUAAAUAUGUCAAAUAAGAUGUUUAAACCAUGUAGUUGUAGGACUUGGCACAGAGAAACCUCUUUGCAAGGAAAUCAGUUAGAUAAGCGUGAACUCUUCUUUGAAGUUGCUGUAUUGGUAUUUUAGCCAUUUGGAGUAGGUAUGGGGGGUAUCUGGCUGAUGUUUUGUGGUCUUCCGGGACAGAACAGUGCGCUGAGCUGAUAGUACCCCACUGUGUGUGUGUGCCUCUGCUAUUGUCUGUUGGUGACAUGCCACUCCUCUGGUGUGCACUAGAGGGAGCCCUCUCCCCAUUUACGCACAAGCCCCACAUCCCCCUACGUCCGGCCCGUUCCAACCGUUACAGCAGCUUCUGCCUGUAGUAAUGUGCGUGAUACUAUGGGACUUGCUGUUCCGCUUAUUCUCCAGUGCGAAGUUUGGAUGAAUCUGGAAAGUAAAGCUAAGCAGUGCCCCCAGGAUCCCGUGGCUGCUGCUGCCAAUGGUUCCCACCAUGCAAAGGGGCCCCCGCCCUCAAAACUCGUUUCUGGGCAGACCAAUGUGCCCCUGGAGCCGCGAUUGCUCUUCUUCACCUGUGCUCUUACUGAAGUCGCUGCCAAGGUGAUGGCUGGAGAACUACACUCCAGACCAGCUGCAAAUUCCUUCAUAACUGUGAAAUACUGCACAUCCUCGAUGAAGAUAUUCUGGUUCCUUACCUGACACUGCAUCUCCAGUGAGCAGCACCUGUCGUUUCAGUCUUAAUGAAUAUUCAUGGGCAACAAGUUGACAAUUUAUUUUGAUUGCCAGUGAUGUCAAUUCCACACAUAUCAGUAGUGUUUAGUAUAAGAACCAAAUGACUGAGGUCUCGCUGCAAAUUAAUAUUCAGAAGCUUUGUUUGUUUUUUAAAAAAAAAAAACAAACACAGUGAUACUACGAAGAGCUAUUUCGCUUAUUAGUGUGAACAAAUUCUCAGGCUUUUGCGUUGGAUUAGUAUUAUGUGCUUUUGUAUUGAUUCUUAUUUAGCUAUUAUCAGAUUAGUGUAAAUCCUCAAAAUAGGGAUGUGUGAAAUCUGGAAUGUACUGUAAAUAAGUAUAUAUAUGCAUGCAUUACACUGCUGCUGUAAGUAAUAUCGUAGUCAGUAUUUAGAACUGUCAUGUCUACAGUAUAUGAUGAGCAGUAAUACAAAUCAAAGGAAUAUCAGUCCAUAUAUAUUUGUAUCCUUGUGAAUAUGUUUUAAGUGAAUAAAACAUUUCCUACA
Molecule: messenger RNA, 5458 nt
Organism: Brienomyrus brachyistius
Lineage: Eukaryota; Metazoa; Chordata; Actinopteri; Osteoglossiformes; Mormyridae
Product: protein arginine N-methyltransferase 8-B
Exons: 10
Coding region: 1624-2844 (406 amino acids)
Biological process (GO): peptidyl-arginine methylation
Cellular component (GO): plasma membrane
Molecular function (GO): protein-arginine N-methyltransferase activity
Source: RefSeq, a predicted model, not a curated record